AAAGAGGCUUUUGCAGGGUCUUGGGUGCUCUGACCACUAACCAAUGAGGAUGACACUGAGUCCUCUUUGGGUAUAACAUAUGCCGAACCUCAGUAUAUAAUGACCCCAAUCAGUCAAAACAAACAAAAACGAAAACGAGAACAGUCAUUAUCGGGGUUCUUUGUUCUCGAGCAACUAGAAUUUUCGCCAAUUUUUCACAAUUCAGAAUUUUUUGUUAUUUUUGUUCUAAAAUCUGUCUACACAGUUUGCUUUUAUUAUUAAGGUUUAAGCUUUGAAUGCGCUGAAGAUAUGGGUGAUAUCGGGGCUGAUAUUUCUAGAGACGAAGCAUCUGAAGUGUAUGAGGCUGAAUCGGUGAGUGACACUACCGUAGAGAAAGGACGUAAGUUUGUGACAAUUCCAGACGCGGGAUAUUACUUUUCAGUGGUUGGGUCUGAGUAUCUUCCCAAUAAGCCCAAAACAGAAGAGAAUUUUCGAGUUGAAGUGUCCUGGCACAAUACGUUAGUCGCUCCAGCUCAAGUUAAAGGAUGGCUUGGUCCUAUCCCCAAAGGGUUCAGCCAAAAUGUUUCAGAACUGCAGGAUUGCUCCAACCCUGUCCAUUUUAGAAUCCAAGAAUCCACUGAAGUGAAUUACCUUUGCCGUUGGUGCAAAAAGUCGUAUUCUGGACGAAACAACCAAUACCGACAUGAACGCAAGUGUGACGAACCAGGUGCUCCCGGACAUGUUUGUCCUGAUCACCCAGACGAUUGUCCCAACAAAGACAAGCCUGGUCACCUCUGUAGAUGCCCUCCUAACUGUGCUGGGGCUUGUGAAUGGACUCCAAAUCGUGAAAAUGAUAAAAGGAAAAACAAUAGUCGUGGCAAUAUCGCUAGGAAGCGUCAACAAUUGUAAAACUUUUUUCAAUAAAUCAUUUCUCUCUCCAUCUCUUUUGCGUAUAGAUACUUGAGAAAGUAUUAGUUUACAGAAUAAACAAAAGGUAAGUAAAAAGUGAAAGAGAUAAUUUCGCUUAA
This is a messenger RNA of Tetranychus urticae (two-spotted spider mite), 1007 nucleotides long. RefSeq lists its product as uncharacterized. NCBI's taxonomy places the organism in Eukaryota, Metazoa, Arthropoda, Arachnida, Trombidiformes, Tetranychidae. The record is from RefSeq and is a predicted model, not a curated record.